AUGGCAGUUCAAAGAUGGGAAGAUGAUGUGGAAGUUUUUGAAUGCGGCAGUUCAUUCAAUGAGAAUAAGGGGAAUGUGGUGGCAUAUGGCACGAUAGUAUCCGACGGAGGCCCAAAUGUUAUGCUGCACAAUGCUCCACUUGGGGAAGGCAACUUAAAGGUGUCUGUUGAUGUUGUUUUACAGGAGGAAGCGAAGCUUCCAAUUCCACUUAAGUCGGGACCAACAGUAAUGGUAGAUGCUGUUGGAACUGUGGUUGGCUGGCCAAAAGAGUUGGUGACAUUUUCGACGACAAAGAAAAAGGAGAAACCUAAACCACUAUUUGCUAUUUUGGAGGUUCCUGAUGAGAAAAAUAAAUUCAAGAAAGUUGAAAGUGCUCUACCAAUGCCAUGCAAGUUUUUGUAUUCUUAUGUUGUUAGACUGAUGACUGAGGAGGAGACCAUUCCUAUCGAAUUUGAUGAAGCCAUGUUUGGACGUAAUGUGAGUACAUCAUUGUUGAGAGAGGAUGUCAUGCGUUGUAUGGAAAUGAGAGAGAUAGGGUCCAGGCAAAUUUUGGUUUACAUGGGUUACAUAUACAAGUACUUGAAGGAAACAAACAGGGCUGAGUAUGUAUCGUUUGUGGAUCCCAACAAAAUACCAGCCGCUCAAGAUGGCAGUACCUCUUCACAACACAUUGCUAAUCAGUUGAAAGCAUCAAACGGAGACAGAAUAUGCCUUAUCCCAUACAACACUGGGUACCACUGGAUCUUGACCGUUAUAAACGAGGACAAAGAUACAAUUUAUUUGUUGGACUCAAUGGGUAAUAGGAACCGAGAUGACACUUGGAAAACUACAGUGUGCAAUGGAGUGAGGACGUACCUUUGUAUGAGGGGUAAUCCAAAACGAUCAACUUUCAAACAGUUGACGGGUAAUCUAAAACAACAAGGUUGUGUUGAAUGUGGAUAUUGUGUCAUGCGGUACAUGAAAGAGAUUGUUGAAUGUGAGGAUCUACAGUUGGAGAGGAAGUUUGCAGGUUAUGUGAAGAACCAGUACUAUACGAGACACAAUAUGAUGAAGUGA
Molecule: messenger RNA, 1056 nt
Organism: Zingiber officinale
Lineage: Eukaryota; Viridiplantae; Streptophyta; Magnoliopsida; Zingiberales; Zingiberaceae
Exons: 8
Coding region: 1-1056 (351 amino acids)
Biological process (GO): proteolysis
Molecular function (GO): cysteine-type peptidase activity
Source: RefSeq, a predicted model, not a curated record